Molecule: messenger RNA, 1001 nt
Organism: Podarcis raffonei (Aeolian wall lizard)
Lineage: Eukaryota; Metazoa; Chordata; Lepidosauria; Squamata; Lacertidae
Product: myelin protein zero-like protein 1
Exons: 3
Coding region: 391-969 (192 amino acids)
Cellular component (GO): focal adhesion; cell surface; membrane
Source: RefSeq, a predicted model, not a curated record
UUCAGCCUUCUGGUUUUCUGUUUUUACUUGUAGUGCUUUCUUCUAAGUUAUUCCUGGAGCACGGCAAGGUGAAUGACUCCAGAAUUACUUUUUUUAGAUGCAUUUGGUGGCUUUGCACCCCAGCGCCUCAGUGAUACUGUAUUUGUACUUGUAGAUCAAGUCAAGGACCUAGGAAUUGCAAAGAUGGUACUGAGAACCAUCUUCGGCCUCAUACCUAACUUACCCCUUUUCCUUAAGUGUCUCUUCAGUUGGAGCAGUGAAGCUCUUGAGGAGUACAGCUUAGCAGUUCUUAUAAAGUCCCAAAGUUUGAUCCACUGUUGAUUGGGCUGGGACAUCAGAGGAGCCAGUCGCUCUAGAGAGGAAAGCUCCAACACUGGAUUUGCCUGCCUGAUGUCUGAGAUGCCAUUUCAGAGGAGAUACUAUUGCAAUUUAAGUGUACUAGACAGAAAAGUCUACAUGUACAGGGCCAGGAUGGCAUCUUGCUCUGCAGCACCCGAGAAGACAGCUGUUGCAGUAUCUUCACCAACAAAAAUCUAUGUGGAGUCUGGGAAAAUUGCAAGGCUUUCAUGCUGGUUCAGAACAUCAAUGAUGAUUAGUGCUGCUACAUCUGUUAGCUGGAGCUAUCAAGCACUGGGAUCAAACAGUCGUCCCAUAACUUUUUUCUAUUACUCAGAUUGGAAGGCAUAUGAUGGGAAGAAUACACAAUUCAGUGGCCGAAGCAUUUGGGCUGGAAAUCUUUUUAAGAAUGAUGCAUCCAUCAAGAUAGCAUAUAUGCAACCAGCAGACAAUGGCACUUAUUUCUGUGAUGUUAAGAACCCUCCAGAUAUAGUCACUGCAGAAAGGGCAAUUGAAGUUAAAGUUCUGGAGAAAGAGAAUAUUCCUGCAAGCUCCGGAACUAUUUCAUCCUGCUGGCUACUUGUACUUCAGUUCUGCUGCGUUCUAGCCUCUUUGACAAACUACUUGUUCUGAAAAUAAAACACACCUCUUGAGGCAAUUAAGAA